AAGCAAAAGAAGCAAUACCUACUUGAGGCUAGACUGCGAGACAUCAGUCGCAUACUUAGCGCACGUCUGGAGAGAGUGUCUACUUUUUAGUUAGCGCUUGAUUCAUUUCAAAAUUUUCGUUUGCUUUUACCGUGUGCCAUCAUCACUAUCAGUUUUAAGAGUAUUUUAGACAAAAGAUUUUGUUGUUUAAGUGUUAUAUUGUGCGUUGUGUUCGAUCUGUGAUUUGUUUGAUAAACGGGUUUUAUCACGAUUUUAGUUGCUAAGCUAUAUAGUAUAAGAGUAGGUUGAAGUCGGAACACGUAAGGGAAAAAAGUCGCUAUCAUGUCGAAACCACGGGUGCUUGUACUAGGAGGAUGCGGUUUCAUUGGACGUCAUUUGGUCGACUACCUAGUAACGAAUGACCUUGCUGAAACCAUAAGAGUGGUGGACAAGACGCCUCCCCAGAUGGCAUGGCUAAACCAACGGCAUACCACAGCUUUCGCCAGUCCAUGCGUAGAGUUCUGCAGUGCCAAUUUAAUCAAUGCUGCCUCAUGUCAGAAUGCAUUCCGGACGGAUGACGGUUCCGGAUGGGACUAUGUCAUCAACUGCGCAGCCGAAACCAAGCCAGGUCAAACGGAUCCAGUGUAUCAAGAUGGUAUCGUAAAGUUGACACUGAAUUGUGCCAAUGAGACCUUGAAACAUCGUGCGAAGCGAUUUGUCGAACUUAGCACGGGUAGUAUGAGUUCCAGCGAGAAGAUUCCACAAGCGGAAGAUUGUCCAAUGAAACCAUGGACGAUGGUGGGAAAGUAUAAAGCUCAAACCGAGCAGGAACUAGCAAAAGUGGAGGGGCUGAAGUAUUUGAUUUUGCGAUUGCCGAUAUGUUAUGGAGUUGGAGAUAGGAAAGGAUUGACACCUCGGUUGAUCAUAUCCGGAAUUUAUAAAUACCUUGGCGAAACAAUGAAACUCUUGUGGACGGGUUCAAUGAAGAUGAACGUAGUCCACGUGGAGGACGUUUGCUGCGCUGUGUGGGAACUGAUGCAAAAUGAACAAACUAACGGCGAAAUUAUCAACGUUUGUGACGACAGUGAAGCAACUCAGGAAACAAUCAGUGAUUUGCUCGCGGAUAUAUUUGGCAUCAAGACUGACUACUGGGGAAUGGUCAUGUCCAGUAUGACCAAAGUGGACAUGGCAGGAGCGAUCGAGGAAGUCAACGACAAACACCUCGGACCGUGGGCUGAGCUGUGCCAAAAGGACGGUGUAUUGAAUACUCCGCUAACGCCAUAUAUGGACCAAGAGCUUUUGCUAUACAAGCAUUUGAAUCUUGACAACAGUAAACUCAAAAGCUACGGGUAUCAACUGAGGCGCCCGAGAAUCACACGUGAAAGUCUUGAAGAAAUUGUUAGGGAUUUUAUCGCAAUGAAUCACUUCCCAAGAUCACUUCUCGAGGCCUAAUUGAAUGUACUUUUUAAUAACUAAACCCUUUGAAAACUUAAUUGCUCAAUACGUCAAUCUUACAUACGAAGCAGUAAUUGAUAUGUGAUCUCUAUUUUGCAAUUUGGAAAUCAGUGUACUGAAAUUUACGCCUAGCAUAGUAGAAGUUAGAGAUGCGAGAGAUAAACAAAAUGAUAUCGAAAUUGUUAGUGAUAAUUACAAUUUUCCUUAUAAAUUUAAAUAUGUUGAAAUGUACUUCAAAAGUGUACAAUAUGUGCCUAAAAAAUAACAUAAUGCUACACAGUUAUGUUGUCAUAAAUGUAGAUACGAAUAUAGAAGUAAUAAAUUGUUUCACCCUUUA
Aedes aegypti (yellow fever mosquito) is the source of this 1771-nucleotide messenger RNA. RefSeq lists its product as uncharacterized. The transcript is spliced from 3 exons. The record is from RefSeq and is a predicted model, not a curated record. The coding region runs from base 322 to 1431 and encodes 369 amino acids. NCBI's taxonomy places the organism in Eukaryota, Metazoa, Arthropoda, Insecta, Diptera, Culicidae.